AAAAGCAACAACAUCAACAACAAAAUUGAAAUUGCAACGCAGGAAGUUCCAUAAACAAAAAGCAAAGAAAAAAGAAAUUUAUAAACAAAUCCAAGCUAAACGAAUAUAUAUACAAAAAGAUAUAAUAACGGAUGUCGUCGUCGAUUUGAACAGCAAUAAAAAGUUUAUAAGCGAACGCCAAAUUUUGGAUUAACAUAAGACUAGGUAAUGUGUGUGUGCGUGUGUGUGUGUGUGUGUGUGUGUGUGCGAUGCAAGUGGAGGCCAGUUACCCAAAAUACGCCGGACGCGUGCCGCCGUUGGAUCUGUCGCAGGUGAAUGCCGGACAGGAGCAACUGCAGCAGCUGUGGGCGACAAAUGCAGCGGCGGUUGCCAUGAAGCGUCAUCAUCCCUAUCAAGUGCUGGACAAGUGCCGUGGCGGUGUUGCACUCCUUAGUGAUGACAACAACAACAACAGCAUUGCCAACACAACCCUGCAGCAUCAUCAUCAUCCUCAUCAUCCAAUUGGCUCCGAUGGCUUACCCCUCGAUCCCCGAGACUGGACGCGUGCCGAUGUCUGGAAAUGGCUCAUCAGCAUGGCCGUCUCCGAGGGCCUCGAGGUAACGCCCGAGCUGCCACAGAAGUUCCCCAUGAAUGGCAAGGCCCUCUGCCUGAUGAGUCUCGACAUGUAUCUGUGUCGUGUUCCCGUUGGCGGCAAGAUGCUCUAUCGUGAUUUCCGUGUGCGUCUUGCCCGCGCCAUGUCCCUGCUCUCCUAGUGCACCACCCUGACUAACGCCUAACCAGGUUGUACAUAUACAUAGUAUAUCUAGGUUAUAUAGCAUAUAUGCUUGAUAAAUAUAAUUAGUUGUCUUAGUUGUAACUAGUCGCUAGUGCUCCUAAUCUUAAGUAUUAGCCCUAAUGCAUUUGCUUAUUCGCUUAAGUGGUCGAAGAAAUACCCUGCACUCAUCUGCGAUGCGGGUUGACUUCAAAUGCUGUCCUAUUAGACAAUUAAGUUCCAUCUAAUGAAAAUAUAAAAUGAAAUUUUAUGAAAUCGAA
Drosophila innubila is the source of this 1032-nucleotide messenger RNA. RefSeq lists its product as uncharacterized. Gene Ontology annotation, molecular function: sequence-specific DNA binding. Bases 249 to 752 code for a protein of 167 amino acids. The record is from RefSeq and is a predicted model, not a curated record. The transcript is spliced from 3 exons. Lineage: Eukaryota; Metazoa; Arthropoda; Insecta; Diptera; Drosophilidae.